AGCUGUCAAAAAGUUCUUUUACGUUACGGAACUGCAAUGCGGAUCUGCAGUAUACAUAAUACAGUUUACAUGUUUUGUUAAAUAAAAAAAGCAACAGUGAUAUAAAUCCAAGUACAAUAAGAAUAUCCGCAAUACAUUCAACCAGUGAAAAUGGAGUACCUCAAGAAACCUGAAUUGGUAGCCAAAGUUCAAAAAUAUUUCGGUGUGAAUACAAAACAUAUCCAAAAAGAUAAAGAGUACACGAUAGAGAAUAAGUUCUGGUAUUAUUUGUUUGUUUUUGGUACAGCUCUAGGUGAUGAGACCUUCUAUUCUGCUUUUAUUCCAUUCUGGUUUUGGAACAUUGAUGGGGCAGUUGGAAGAAGAGUUGUCUUGGUUUGGACAAUUGUCAUGUAUAUAGGUCAAGGCAUCAAAGAUAUAAUCCAGUGGCCCAGACCAGGCCCUCAGUGGGCUUUGGAGUAUGGCAUGCCUUCUACACAUGCCAUGGUUGGAGUGUCCAUACCAUUCUCAGUUUUGUUGUACACAAUGGGCCGGUACCAGUACAACGUUCCUUUGGGGAUGUGCAUUGCAGUUCUUUGGUGCACUUUGAUAAGCAUCAGCAGGCUCUAUUUAGGAAUGCAUACAGUUUUGGAUGUCAUAGUUGGUUUAGCGUUAGCCGUACUCAUUAUGUUUCCCAUUGUUCCUUUGGUAGACUUAUUCGAUAAUUAUUUACUUACAAGUCCCACAUCUCCGAUAUUAUUACUAGUUUCGUCGAUUUUGUUGAUAUUCUACUAUCCAAACAGUGGCAAAUGGACUCCAACCAGGGGAGACACUACAAUGAUCCUCUCCGUCUGCGUCGGAAUCCAAAUAGGCUCCUGGCUGAACUUCCACUCCGGCCUGAUGACCCCAUCAGAGCUCACACCACCAUACAUCAUCAUGUGGCCCUCCUACACCAUGUUCGGAUGCCUCCUCCUUCGCACCUUCAUCGGAUUCGUCACUGUACUACUCACGAAGAAAGUCUUCACCAGCAUCACCUACAACUUCCUCUGUGCUAUUCUCAGACAAGACGUCAAUAAUCUGAAGAAGUCUGAAAAUACACUGCAAAACAAGCACAAGACUUUCGUCGAGCUGAGCUGCAAGUACGUCUUUUGUGCCAUGAUCGGUUUCAACGCUGUCUAUGUGCUGCCUCAGCUGUUUAGGUUUUUGCGAAUCGAAAGACCUACGUUUUUCACAGAGAUUUGAUAAUUACUUUUUUGUAAAGGUAACUAUACAUAUAUCUAGUCAAAUUACAUCUCAGUUUAUGAUCAGGGUUGUUAACAAAUAUUUGGAGGGAUGAACGUCAAAUGUUGUAAAUAAAAAGAACGAAUCCAGUUAUUGUUACAGUUAUUAAAAAAUGUCUUUAGGCCAGUUA
Diabrotica virgifera virgifera (western corn rootworm) is the source of this 1387-nucleotide messenger RNA. Its product is annotated as sphingosine-1-phosphate phosphatase 1-like. Lineage: Eukaryota; Metazoa; Arthropoda; Insecta; Coleoptera; Chrysomelidae. Gene Ontology annotation, molecular function: sphingosine-1-phosphate phosphatase activity. Gene Ontology annotation, cellular component: endoplasmic reticulum membrane. Gene Ontology annotation, biological process: sphingosine metabolic process; phospholipid dephosphorylation. The record is from RefSeq and is a predicted model, not a curated record.